This is a messenger RNA of Theobroma umbraticum, 1700 nucleotides long. Its product is annotated as protein STRICTOSIDINE SYNTHASE-LIKE 5-like. The record is from RefSeq and is a predicted model, not a curated record. Lineage: Eukaryota; Viridiplantae; Streptophyta; Magnoliopsida; Malvales; Malvaceae. Gene Ontology annotation, cellular component: endomembrane system. Gene Ontology annotation, molecular function: hydrolase activity.
CUAACCCCGCAAAACUCUUUCCUGUUCCGGUCAAUGGUAUCCAUGCAGGCAUGUACUUCUCAACUUGAUGAAGAUUACCAGUUUUAAUCCACAAAAUUUAACAUUGAAAUCAAACCAAUGAUGCCAGAGCUGUUUCUGAUCAAAGUCUCAUCUGCUGCCGAUUAUGAUUGAUUGAAUGUAGUUUGGACAUUAGUUACAGUAAAUAAACAUUUUUGUUUAAUGUUUCAACUGCACAGACGUCAAGGCAACCAAAUGACUUGAAUAAUCAAAAUCAAAAUCAUUGGUGGUCAUCACUUGCGUAGAGGAUAGGAAACCCAGGUUUCCAAUCUUUUGUCCCUUCUGAGUUCUGAUUUUUCCAAUCUGUCAAGGAACCUGCAACGCUGCAAUGCCUAACUCAACCUCUGAAUCAGUUUCUGCUCCUCAUCCACGAAAGCGGCUAUGGCACUUCACUCUUGUUUUGUCAACGAUGGUUCCGGUACUGGCAGUUGUGCUUGCCUACCAGCUUGACUCAUUCGAUCCAGCUCCUAUACCCAUCCACGAAUUGGCUCAGGCCCCCAUCGCUGCCUCGUUGCGCAACGAUCACAUCCUACAAGGAGCAGAAUUCGUGGGUGCAGGGAAGUUGCAGGGACCAGAGGAUAUCGCAUAUGAUUCCAAGUCAAGGGUCAUCUACACGGGUUGUCUAGAUGGGUGGAUCAAGCGAGUCAGGUUGAACGAUUCGACCGUGGAAAAUUUAGUCAACACCAACGGAAGACCUUUAGGAGUCGCUCUUGGACACAAUGAUGAAAUAAUCGUGGCUGAUGCUUUUAAGGGACUGCUGAAUAUAAGCAGAGAUGGUGAGGUGGAGCUGCUAACAGAUGAGGCUGAUGGCCUGAAAUUCAAAAUUACAGACGGUGUAGAUAUAGCAGAUAAUGGUAUGAUAUAUUUUACAGAUGCUUCAUACAAAUAUGACUUGAAUGACCACGUACUGGACAUGCUGGAGGGUAAGCCUCAUGGUCGAUUUAUGAGCUUCGAUCCAGUUACCAGAAAAACCAUAGUGUUGGUCAGCAAUCUCUACUUUGCUAAUGGAGUUGCAGUAUCACCACAUCAAGACUCUGCAAUCUUCUGUGAAUCAUCAAUGAGAAGGUGUAGAAAGUAUUACAUACAGGGCAACCAACAGGGACGGCUGGAGAAAUUUGUUGAUCAAUUACCAGGCUUCCCUGAUAAUAUCAGAUAUGAUGGGGAUGGCCACUAUUGGAUUGGAUUGCCCUUGGAAACUUCGGCUACUCUUGAUUUAGCAUUCAGGUAUCCUUUCAUCCGAAAGGUUAUGGCGAUCAUAGAGAAGUACAUUGGACCACUAUCUAUGGGGAAAAAUGCAGGUGUCUUUGUCGUUGAUUUGGAAGGAAAACCAGUUGCUCACUAUCAUGACCACAAAUUAUCUAUGGUUUCAAGCGGAAUGAAGAUAGAAAAUCGUCUAUACUGUGGCUCUCUCAUCUAUCCCUACAUUAUCAGUCUCAAUCUAGAUCAACAUCCUGCUCGAGCCACAGUGUGAGCAAGAAAUUCUGCAAAGUAGUAUUCUCUGCUGCAAAUUUGCAAAUGGCAGGGACAAAUCGUGGCUUGUACUGUGAAUAUAUGGCUUUCUCUACCUAUCUGUGAAUGGUAAAUACAUUACAGUUAACGAACCAGAGAAUUAAAAUGAGCAACGAGAAAUUUUUAUUUUUCCA